This is a messenger RNA of Caenorhabditis sp. 36 PRJEB53466, 3430 nucleotides long. NCBI's taxonomy places the organism in Eukaryota, Metazoa, Nematoda, Chromadorea, Rhabditida, Rhabditidae. The record is from the annotation of a GenBank genome assembly.
AUGGUACAAUACCAACCUUUUCUGUUCGUCUUCCUACUGGCCACUGCUAGUGUCUAUGGCGAAGACGACACUACCAUUGCAACAACUACUAUAAAACCAUCUGAGACGACAACUACAGUACCUUCGACUGAUACAAUAGGAUCAUCCACGACCACCACGGCUUCGCCAGAAGUGAAACCCAUUGAGAAGGAACCGAUCAAAGAAGAGGUUUGAAAAUUUUAUCUUCAUCAACCACUAGCCACGUUCACACUGGUUGCUCUUACAAUGAGAUCUUCCCGAAAAGCCCAAGCUCGGAAAUGUGUUAGGGUGUAGCUGUAGAUGAAGUUCAUAAAAUGUAUCGAUAAAUGCGCAAACACGUAAUGCUCUUUUGCUACUUGAUGACAGUAACCUGGGUUCCAUUUCAAAAAGCACACGAUCAUAAGGUACAAGAUGAGCAUGCGAAACUACAGAGGUGGUCGCACUUUCAUUGCCUCUUUCCAUCCUCUUGCGGAACUUUUCUAGUGGACACAGAAGCCAAAAUAGUGUGCAUAAUGUGUUGUCUAUAUUUACUCAACACGCACCUGACGACUGUUCGUUCUGUUGUCUUUCUCUCAUGACCUCCUCCUUCUUCUCCUCAUCAAACCCGGAGAUGCUUAGUUUUUGAGGGAGAGAGCAGCGGAGCGUUCGCAUGCGAUGUAACAUCCGCUAGAGAGCCCCAAGAAAGAGUCGGAUUGGCGUCUUGAGUCUGUCAAGCGAUUGUUGACUCAUUGAAGGCGACCCAAACAUGGACAGGCACCUUUGACUUGGAGAGAGAGAUCCCUAAUCUUUCUUAUUAUAUAUAAAACACUAGAUGCGUCUGUCUGCCUGCCUUUUUCAACGUCUGCUAAGCACAGAUGAAAGAAAGACGGGUCAGAAUCGAGUGGGGGUCGAACAUGCGACCGCAUGUGAAUAUUAUAGGGGCACCGGACAGAAAGGCGCGCUGUUCGCAAUCUGGCCGAAUUUCUAGGCCGCGAAGUAAUUUUCCACUAAAAACGUGGCCUAACUUUUCAAACUCGGCCCCGAGGUCGCUCAAUUUUCACUACAAAAAGAAUUUCUCAACAGAGCGCCAUUUCUGUGCGGUGCCCCUAUAAUAGAUAUACGAGCGCAUCGAUUUUUUUUGCAUUGCGUAGCAAUGCCCGCAUCCAAUAAACAUUAUGUGCCGAAAAGAAUCGAUUUCAGGAAACCCCAGCGACAAGAAACGAAACGGCUACAGUGAGCAGAGCAAAACGACAAUGCUGCUUCGCUGCUCAGAACUCUUGUUGUCCACAGGUUCAGUCUCAAUGUAACUGUGCCGCACUUCAGAUUCAGGUUAACUAUCACUUUAUUUUGUUCACCUAAUUCGAUCUUAGGUCCAACAAUGUGACUGUGCGAAUAUGUUGCAAAGUCAAUGUGGAUGCCCAUCGGUUGUUAACCCUGGAUGUGACUGCGGAACACUUCAACUACAGUACUCAUCCUGCGGAUGCGGAGCUUUAAGUUACCAAGUAGCUUGCAAUCAGUGCCAACAGUCUCAACCUCAGGUUACAGUUGUUAAUAAUAGACUCUAUCAAUUUUUAGAUUACAGAUCAUCGUUGUUCAACAGCCACAACAGAGGUGUUCUUCUCAGUGCAUGCCAGCUUGUUUGCCGUCCUGUGUGCAGAGUGUAAGUUUUCUAGGCUUUAUUAGAUGAGUGCAAUAUACUUGUUCAGUCCUGCGCCCCGGCAUGCCAGCCCAUGUGUGCUCCUCAAUGCGUCCAGCAACAGCAACAACAAAUUAUCGUCGUUCAACAACCUCAAAAUCAAUGCUCUUCAUCUUGCAUGCCGUCCUGUCAGCCUUCUUGUAUCCAGCAGGUUCGUAACACGGAGUUUUGUUCUUCUAACAACUCUCUGUUUCAGGCUUGUGCUCCAGCUUGCCAACCAAUGUGUUCCUCCUCAUGUGUCGAGCAACAGCAGCAACAGAUUAUCGUCGUGCAACCCCAACAAGCGCAGUGUACUCCAUCGUGCAUGCCAGCCUGUCUCCCAUCAUGUACGAAUGGAUGCUCUGGAAACAAUUGCAACAACAAUCAACCACAAGUGGUGGUUGUUCAGCAGAACCAGAAUCAGUGCGUAUCGUCCUGUAUGCCGGCUUGCCAACCAUCUUGUGUCCAGGCGGUGAGUUAGCGAAGCUUUACGAGCAUUUGUGAGAUCUCAAUUUACAGGCUUGUGCUCCAGCUUGCCAACCAACAUGCACUUCUCAAUGCGUCGAGCAGCAACAGGCUCAAAUCGUUGUCGUCCAACAGCCUCCGCAGCAAUGUGUGUCUUCAUGCAUGCCUGCUUGCCAAGACAGUUGUGUUCAGCAGGUAUGAGCUAUUAGAGAAAAACCGUUCUAAAUGUAAGCUCUUAAGGCAUGUGCCCCAGCGUGCCAGCCACAGUGUACAUCACAAUGCGUCGAACAGCAACAAUCUCAGAUUGUUGUCGUCCAGCCAUCUUCGUCUUCGUCUCAGAACACUUGUGCUUCGUCUUGCAUGCCACAAUGUACUCCUCAAUGCAUCGAGCAACAAACUAUCUGCGCCGCUGCCUGUCAACCGUCUUGCCAAUCAUCGUGCAGCUCGAAUGCGCAAUGCGUACAAAAGUGCUUGCCGAGCUGUGAAUCCUCCUGUGUUCAACAGCAACAGCCAGUAGUUGUUGUGCAAGAUGCUCAACCAUCUUGUCCAUCGGUUUGUCAGCCAUCAUGCAAUCAGCAGUGCAUCCAGACCCAAAACAUUUGUCUUUCUUCGUGCCAACCAUCAUGUCAGUCUGCAUGCGGAGGUAACUCCCAAUGCAUUCAAUCAUGUAUUCCGAGCUGCCAACAAACUUGUGGACAACCACCACAGCCGGUAUAAACGAUAAGAGUUAAGUCGAUUUAUAAUCUAAUUUCAGGUGGUCGUUGUGCAGCAACAGCAGAACUCAUGUGUCCAGGCUUGCCAGCCUCAAUGCACCCCACAAUGCAUCCAGCAACAAACAGUCUGUGUGCAAGCUUGUCAACCACAAUGCCAGGUACGAUUGAGGCUAAGUAGAGGCAUGAUUCAGGACACUAAAUUUCAGCAAGCAUGCGAUUCCAAUGUUCAGUGCGUUUCAACCUGUCAAAAUAGUUGCCAACAAUCAUGCGGGCAGCAGCAAGUGAUCGUCGUUCAGGCCAGUCCGAUCUGUGGACAAGCUUGCCAGGUAAACAUGAAUCUGAUCAGAUAGAAUGUCUUAAUUCCUAUUCUCAGGCACCGACUGUCCUCCAAUGUGUUCCUCAGUGUCAACCAUCGUGUCAACAGUCGUGCAUUCAGCAGUAUCAGUUCGUCCAAGCCCCUGCUAUCACAAUGUGCCAGCAAGUCGGUGGUUCGUGUGGCUGUGGAAGUGGAUACUCUCAGUGUAUGCAAGGUGUUUGCUGCAUCCGAAAGAGGCAUAGACUCGCGAAGAACAAACUUUAA